GCUAAGAAGCAAGAAGUGGCAGCACAGAAAGCAGCCGCCGAGAACGCGAAAAAAGCAGCAUCAGAAGAGAAGGAGUGGCAGAAAGGAUCAAAGGACAGCAGUAAAGCUGAUGCAGCAGCCGCAAAGCAGGCCGAGAUUCUAAGAAAGAAGCAGGAGAAGGAAGCGUUGUUGAAAGAGGAAGAAGCAUCGCUUCCAUCAAAACCAGUCGGCGGCAAGAACAAGGCUCCUGUCAAGAAGACUCGAGGACUCGACCUUUCUGCCUUGGACGACGAGCCAGCAUCGUCCAAGAAGGGCCCUGCACUCAAUGCAACGGGUAUUGACAAUGCCCUUGACGCUCUAUCCUUGACCUCCAACAACAACGACAAGAUCGAUCGUCAUCCCGAAAGAAGGUUCAAGGCGGCCUAUAAUGCGUUCGAAGAGAGGAGAUUAGAAGAGAUGGCAGGGGAGAAGGGUCUUCGGAGACAACAAAAGAUCGACCAGAUCCGAAAGGAAUUCGAGAAGCACCCCGACAAUCCUUUCAACCAGGUGGCAGCGUCGUACAACAUGAGCAAAGAGGAAAUCGCUGCGCUGAAAGACAGCGAGAAGGCGAGGAAGGAAGGCCUGUUG
This is a messenger RNA of Zymoseptoria tritici IPO323, 606 nucleotides long. RefSeq lists its product as uncharacterized. The transcript is spliced from 3 exons. NCBI's taxonomy places the organism in Eukaryota, Fungi, Ascomycota, Dothideomycetes, Mycosphaerellales, Mycosphaerellaceae. Gene Ontology annotation, biological process: transcription by RNA polymerase II. The record is from RefSeq and is a predicted model, not a curated record. Gene Ontology annotation, molecular function: transcription coactivator activity. The annotation marks the transcript as partial. Gene Ontology annotation, cellular component: nucleus.